CGGCAGCACUGAGCUGUAGUUGCUAAAGCAGCAGCAGAACCGGCGCCACAGCUCCUGUUGUACUGAGGCGUGAGAGAGAGGGGAUACAGAAUCCAGCAUGGACAUCCGACCCAACCACACCAUCUACAUCAACAACAUCAACGACAAAAUCAAGAAGGACGAGCUGAAGCGCUCGCUCUACGCGCUCUUCUCCCAGUUCGGACAGAUCGUGGACAUCGUGGCCCUGAAGACGGAGAAGAUGCGGGGCCAGGCCUUCGUUGUGUUCAAGGAGCUCGCUGCAGCCACCAACGCCCUGCGGCAGCUGCAGGGCUUCCCCUUCUACAACAAACCCAUGCGGAUCCAGUACGCCAAGACCGACUCCGAGGUCAUCUCCAAGAUGAGAGGCACCUACGGCGACAAAGACAAGAAGAAGGAGAAGAAGAAGAAGGCGGCCCAGGAGGCGGUGAUGAACGCGGCGAAGAAGCCGGCGGCGGGGGCCAACACACAGACACACACACCAGCAGUGCAGGUGCCAGACAACCCGCCAAACUACAUCCUGUUCCUCAGUAACCUGCCGGAGGAGACCAAUGAGAUGAUGCUGUCCAUGCUCUUCAACCAGUUUCCUGGUUUCAAAGAGGUGCGGCUCGUCCCCGGAAAGCACGACAUCGCCUUCGUGGAGUUUGAGAGCGACGCGCAGGCGGGCGUGGCCAAAGACGCGCUGCAGGGCUUCCGCAUCACGGCCACCUGCGCCAUGAAGAUCACCUACGCCAAGAAGUAGUUCCUCGCCGAGGCUCAGAGACUGAGGGUGGAGGGAGGGGGGCGGGCGGGCGGAUCUCUGCUGGGAUCCUGCUGCCGUUUAGGUUUUUUGUAAAUCCUACGCAGCUUUUUUUGGAAGUUGUAUUUUUUGUUUGGUUUUUAAUUUGUUCAGUUUUCUGAGCGGUCAAAGAGAAAACUGUGAUCCGACUUUUUGUUUUGUAAGACAGAAUAAUAAAGGACUUUUUUGUACAAA
Messenger RNA from Myripristis murdjan (pinecone soldierfish), 988 nucleotides. RefSeq names its product small nuclear ribonucleoprotein polypeptide B2 (gene snrpb2). Gene Ontology annotation, molecular function: RNA binding. The record is from RefSeq and is a predicted model, not a curated record. Lineage: Eukaryota; Metazoa; Chordata; Actinopteri; Holocentriformes; Holocentridae. Bases 98 to 757 code for a protein of 219 amino acids. The transcript is spliced from 7 exons.